UCAGAGAGGGACGCAGAGUGUUAGAGAGUGUGAGAGGAAGAAGGGGGUGGAACAAGAGGCAGAGGCGCGAGGACCGGCAGACUAAACAGUCACGUUUGGGAGAGCAAGAGAGGGGAGAGUGCAUGAGACAUCUUUUCAAUUCAUAAAGCAAGAGAGGACAAGAGCUGAGAGGAGCAGACAGUCAAAAGGAUGGAAAAGAAAAGAGUGGCGCAGGAUUUAUGACUCAUUCAGAGACUGAAGAAAAAAGUUUGAUGGAGGAAGAAAACAGUCUGGACCGCUGUGCUCCAACACCUCUCUGCACUUUAAACAUUUAAACCUGAGGCUGUGCUGAAAGCUCUACGCAACCAUUGAUGAGGCAAAUGAUCCGACAACCCUGAAGUGAACACCGCUCAGCCACAAUGACCACAUUCUCCUCUUCCUUCCCCUUCACUCUUUCAGCCUCUGCCUCGUCUAACUCCUCUCUUCCUAUCUCGACUUCCUCCCUCCCAGUUGCCAUGUCAUCCUUCUCUGCCACCUCUCUUCGCCCCUCUUUCUCCACCUCCUCCCCAAACCAGACGACGUGUUCGUUUGAUGACGUCGCCCUCCGUCUGCCGCUGGCAGUCCUAUACUCCCUGUUCUUCUUCUUUGGCCUUGUGGGUAACCUCUUUGCCCUGUGGGUCUUCCUUUUCCUACAUUCAAGCCGCAACUCCGUGCGGGUGUUCCUCAUCAACUGUGCCGUGGCUGAUCUGGUCCUCCUGGCGUGUCUGCCCUUCAGGGUUUUCUACCAUGCGAACGGGAACAAGUGGGUUCUGGGAUCUGUGGCGUGCAAGAUGGUGGGGAACCUGUUUUAUAUGAACAUGUACAUCAGCAUCACUUUACUGGGCUUCAUCAGCUUGGACAGAUACAUAAGGUUGAAGGGGAAAGGCAGAGCACGGAGGGGCAUGAGGAUGACGCUGUGGGGGCGCAGCCGGCCGUGGAGCUGGGUGGCAUGCGGGGCUCUGUGGGGGCUGUCGCUGGCGGCGGCGGUGCCCAUGAUCGCCACAGCAGAGGACAAAGACCACAGUGACCAAUGCUUCCAAUACAAGCAGCGUAGCAGCAAAGCCAAAGGGAAAGCCUACUUCAACGCGGUGCUGGUGCUGUUAUUCUGGCUCGUCUUCAUCAUGCUGGUGGUCUCCUAUGUGAAGAUUGCGUCUCAGUUGCUGAGGGUGUCCCGGGACAAGCCGGACCUUCCCAACGCACAGAGGUACGAUCGAACCGCCAAGAAGUCCUUCUUCGUCCUCUUCCUGUUCACCGUGUGUUUCGGGCCCUACCACGCCUUCCGCCCCAUCUACAUCCUCUCCCAGCUCAGCGGGACAGACUCGUGUGACUACUUGCAACUGGUGGACCGCACCAAUGAGGUGAUGCUGUUGCUCUCCGCCUUCAAUAGCUGUUUGGAUCCCGUCAUGUACUUUCUGUUAUCCGGCUCAGUGCGCAAAGCUGCCCUCCGAGCACUCGGACACCGACUUGGCAACCGGCUUCCUUUCCUAAACGACGCGACAUCCAACAGCUCGACUACGGAGUUCAGACGACCGUCUGUGCCGAUGGCUUUCACUAACCCCAACACCCCCUCAGCCACCCCCAGAACAAGUAUCUGCGCCAUGAACUCCACCCUCCGCUGCACAGGACUGACCACGCUUCCACUUGCUGGCCAACAGUGAUCACAAGUUAAUGUCUGAUCACUGGAGAGAUAAAUGUGUGACAAACGCCGGACGCGUCGGCUAAUUCUCUUGUAAAACUUACCUCCUUUUGUUAAAAAAAAUAAACGUUUUUCUUACUACUGAGCUAUUCUUACUGUGUUGGCUCAUGAAAA
Messenger RNA from Anarrhichthys ocellatus (wolf-eel), 1828 nucleotides. It is a transcript of the gene gpr34a, whose product is annotated as G protein-coupled receptor 34a. Gene Ontology annotation, molecular function: G protein-coupled purinergic nucleotide receptor activity. NCBI's taxonomy places the organism in Eukaryota, Metazoa, Chordata, Actinopteri, Perciformes, Anarhichadidae. The coding region runs from base 399 to 1676 and encodes 425 amino acids. Gene Ontology annotation, cellular component: membrane. The transcript is spliced from 3 exons. Gene Ontology annotation, biological process: G protein-coupled receptor signaling pathway. The record is from RefSeq and is a predicted model, not a curated record.